GUUACACGGAAAGUAUGGCGCCGCAUACCAGUUGCAGUCCGGUCGGUGGCGUCGAGUACGAAGAACCGGUGUCGAGGACUUAUCAGUACAGGAAGGUGAUGAAGCCCAUGCUGGAGCGCAAACGCAGAGCGAGGAUCAACCGGUGCCUGGACGAGCUCAAGGACCUUAUGGUGACCGCUCUCCAGGCCGAAGGGGAGAACGUGGCCAAAUUGGAGAAGGCCGACAUCCUCGAGCUCACCGUUCGUCAUCUGCACACCCUCAGAGCAGCCAGGAGGCUCACCUUGACCCCGGAGAACAGCUACGCGGACAGAUUCAGGGAUGGGUUCACUCAGUGCGCUCAGGAGGUGUCCUCGUUCCUCUCCACACCUGUGGCCGCAAACGUUCAUCCCGCUGCCGGGGCGCAGCUGAUGAGACAUCUCGGCGGAUGCCUCAGAAGGCUGGACGGACCAUCCUCGGAGCCGUUUGGGAACUCCGGAGAUGCCUUUGGAGACGUCGCGUCUGUGGAGUCCGCACCUGCCAGCCCGAACAAGGUCAAGGUACCUAGGAACGUUUACACGCCGCCGCAGAGUCCCGUCAGUGUGGCCAGCUGUUUCGGCGAUGCUUUGGACAUGGCCAAUCCUGUUUGGAGACCUUGGUGAUGGAGAACUCGA
Hylaeus anthracinus is the source of this 650-nucleotide messenger RNA. Its product is annotated as enhancer of split mbeta protein-like. Gene Ontology annotation, cellular component: nucleus. The coding region runs from base 15 to 638 and encodes 207 amino acids. Gene Ontology annotation, molecular function: DNA-binding transcription factor activity, RNA polymerase II-specific; protein dimerization activity; RNA polymerase II cis-regulatory region sequence-specific DNA binding. The transcript has a single exon. The record is from RefSeq and is a predicted model, not a curated record. NCBI's taxonomy places the organism in Eukaryota, Metazoa, Arthropoda, Insecta, Hymenoptera, Colletidae. Gene Ontology annotation, biological process: regulation of neurogenesis; anterior/posterior pattern specification; regulation of transcription by RNA polymerase II.